AUGGUGGACGGCGAGCUGUGGACCGUAGUGGGCGCCGGGGCCAAGGCCGGAGGCGUACGCGUUGACACCGCCACCAUCAAGACCCGUGGCCAUGGAGCCGCCUCCACCGUGGAAACCCGACCCCCGAUCGGUGGACUCGCCGUGCGUGAGGGGAGCGGCAUCUCGGCGCCCGAGCUCGGGCAGCUCCUCUCCACGGGCGCCGUGGUGAGGGCCCUGGAGCACGAGGGCGGCCACCUCCGCUUCGAGCUCGUCCGGGGCGAGGGGCCCGCGACCGGCUGGGUCAGCACGUGCUUCAAGGGCAAGGCGCUGGUCGCCCCGGUCGUCGAGGGGGGCGCGGACGAGGACUCCACCACGGAGGGGUCGUCCUCCGAGGAGGCAGACCCGCUCACUCCGGAGGAGGAGGUGCUGCUGGCCUACGGCGCGCGCUUCUCGGCUGGGCCCGUGGGCGAGGAGGAGCGGGAGGCACCCCGGGCCGGCGUGGACCAGGAGGCCCUGGAGUGGCGCGCAGGCGACGCCGCGGAGCCGCGGGGAUGCGCGAGCGGAGAGGCCAGGGCGGAGCUGAGGCGGGCCCUGCAGGCCGCCUGCGCCGAGGCGGGGAGCGAGGCCCAGGCGCAGCUCCGCAGGCUCAACGAGGAGGAGGCGUCGCGCAGGCAGAGGGACCGCGAGCGGAAGGAGGAGCUGCGCGCGGAGCACGGCAUCGGCUGGAAGGCGGAGAACAUCCCCGUCAGCAUGGCCUCCGUGGGCCUCGGCUGCGAGCCCCAGCCCAGCUUCAUGUGCGCGCUGGUCCUUGACGGGGCGGGAUCCAUCCGCGUGGCCCCCACCGUGGAGCCCGCCGCCGCGGUGAACCUGGAGUACCUGUCCACCGCCCUGAGGGUGCGGCGCGAGGUCGGCUGCGAGCCCUUCUUUUCCCUGGACCCGGUGGACGGCGCGGACACGGCCUCGAUGCAGCAGAAGCGCUUCGAGCCCGCGUGGCUGGCGGACACGAGCCUCGGCGAGGUCAUGUUCCAGGCAGACUACCGCCUGAAGGAGCUCUCCAUGGGGGAGCACGCGCAGCCGGUCGUGGGCAUGAAGAGCUGCCUCGACCUCGUCGACGGCCGGGAGAAGGACGUGGACUGGAACGCGCGCGAGUGGUUCGUGGUCAGGGGUGCUGCUGUUGCCGUGUCGGGGGACAACGCGCUCGUCCCGCACAUCCGGAUGGGCGUGGAGGCCCGGGAGCAGGUGGUGUCUGGCAGCGGCAUGGAGGACGCGCAGGUCACCAGGCCGGACCACCCCCUGGCCAGGUACGCAGAGGCCUUCACGCAGAGUUUCGACCUGAUUGCCGAGCGUCUCAGCGUGGUGAACCAGCUUCGCGAGGUGGCCAAGGCGUCCACUCUGGCAAAGUACCUCAUCGAUUCCGGGGUGCAGCUGGACGACUCAUGGUUCAAUCUGGCGAGCGCUUUCGAGGGGUCGAAGGUGACGAAGGUUCCCCAGCUCUGGAACGAGCGCUACCACGCCAGGGUUCAGGUGAGAGAUGGCACCAUUGACGAGGAUAAACUCAACCCGCGCAUGCACGGCGUGUACGGUGGUGUGCAGUUCGGCCUGGAGAAGUUCACCGUGGGCGCGAGGGCGGCGUCCGCCUCGGUGCAGUUCGCUCGCGUGGGAGCCCGCGGGCCGAUGCCGCGCGUCUCGGCGGCGCUCUCCAUGGCAACGAGCGUGACGGGCGGGCUGCGCACCCCGGCGAUGCGUGCCGCAGUGUCCAUGCGUGCAGGCGGCGUGCCGCGCGGCGUGCAGUUCGGCCUGGAGAAGUUCACCGUGGGCGCGAGGGCGGCGUCCGCCUCGGUGCAGUUCGCUCGCGUGGGAGCCCGCGGGCCGAUGCCGCGCGUCUCGGCGGCGCUCUCCAUGGCAACGAGCGUGACGGGCGGGCUGCGCACCCCGGCGAUGCGUGCCGCAGUGUCCAUGCGUGCAGGCGGCGUGCCGCGCGGCGUGGAUCUCAACCUCGAUGGUUUCGAGCUCUCUGAGGCUGAGCAGAGCUCGGAGAUGAUCCUCUCGCAGGUCGGUUUAGCUCCUCCGAUGGGCGCCAGCUUCUGGCAGAUGAUCGAUGACUCAGAGGAGAGUUUGUUCUGCGACAAGGACAUCGAGCUGCUGCGCGCAGUGUUCAACCCGCGUCUCUCGGACAGACGCGUGGAGGGCGACCUCUUCGUGCCCCCACCCACCUGCGGUGCGCACGCAGAGAAGCUGCGUGCACUCAUCAGGGAGGAGGCCGCUGUGCAGGAGCAGCGCAAGCGCCACUUCUUCAGCGCCAAGUUCGAGGAGAAGGAGGCCGGGGCGCUGUUCCCCUCCUCGUGGCAGGAGCCGUUCCGCGCCCAGGAGCCGCGCCGCUGCCUGGUGCCCCGGGCAGACCUGCUGGAGCAGGCGGGCGAGCUCACAGAGGCGCUCGGGGCGGCUGCGCCGAGCUUCGACCAGGUCACCGAGGAGGGCUCGCGGUUCCGCGCCUACCGGAUCGGGGGCCUGGAGGUGCGCACGUGCCAGGGCGCAGAGGGCCCCGAGACGGUCGGUGCCGUCCUCGCCCCGCGCGCGUGA
This is a messenger RNA of Prorocentrum cordatum, 2559 nucleotides long. Lineage: Eukaryota; Dinophyceae; Prorocentrales; Prorocentraceae. The record is from the annotation of a GenBank genome assembly.